Corythoichthys intestinalis (scribbled pipefish) is the source of this 3071-nucleotide messenger RNA. It is a transcript of the gene dpm2, whose product is annotated as dolichyl-phosphate mannosyltransferase subunit 2, regulatory. Gene Ontology annotation, biological process: GPI anchor biosynthetic process. The transcript has 4 exons. Lineage: Eukaryota; Metazoa; Chordata; Actinopteri; Syngnathiformes; Syngnathidae. Gene Ontology annotation, molecular function: enzyme regulator activity. The record is from RefSeq and is a predicted model, not a curated record. Bases 56 to 307 code for a protein of 83 amino acids. Gene Ontology annotation, cellular component: dolichol-phosphate-mannose synthase complex; endoplasmic reticulum membrane.
AGAAGAAGACAACUAGGAAGCGUCAGCAACUGGUCAGCAAGUACUUGAUUUGAAUAUGGCUACUGGAGUGGAUCAAGCAGCAGGCAUGAGCCUUAUUGUCUUCAGUCUUUUGCUGUUUACGUACUAUUCUAUUUGGGUCAUUGUUCUGCCUUUCAUGGACAGUGAUCAUGUAUUACACAAGUAUUUUCUUCCACGAGAAUACUCAGUAAUUCUUCCUGGCAUUGCUGCAGUAGUACUGCUCCUUUGCGUAGGAGCCUUCACUGCUGUAGUCCUUUGGAAGAAUAAGAAUCCCAAAAAGGUUAACUAAUCUCAAAAUGGGACUUUUGUCGUCGUCGGUGACACUGAUACGUGACCGUUCAGUGUAAAGUCUGGAUGAGAGUGCUCAUUGGAUUAUUACAGUAUGACGUACGUAAAAACUACUGUACUGUGUGGGGACUGAUAAUUGGUUGUGUGCAACGUAGUAAUUACAGUAAUUUUCGCACUAUAAGGCGCACCUGACUAUAAGCCGCCACCCACCAAAUGCGACACGAAAACGGCAUUUGUUCAUAGAUAAGCCGCACUGGACUAUAAACCGCACCUGUCCUCACUGUAUUAUGGGACAGUCACGCCAAAAGAUAUUAACCGGUAACGCUUUAUUUGACAGCAGCAUCAUAUGACUGUCAUAAGACCAAAUGGACCAACAUGAAGCUUUAAACCAAUUGGCUGCAAAGCUUUAUUGCUUCAAGAAGCUUCAUUUGGCCAUCACUGCUCCCUUGGGGGAGACAGUCAACCUCUUCUGCCACCUGCUGUCAACACUGUUGUUGUCCAACAUGCCUCCUAGCAUGAAUUGCAGCGCUACAGAUGUAAAUAAAUCCAAAAUUCAUGUUCUGUGCUAAUUAUUCAUUUGGUUACUGUUCCAGUUGUUUCAUUAAUUGCUAGUCAUGGUAUUUGGUAACCCUUUAUUUGACAGUGGCGCCACAAGACUGUUAUUAUACAAUCAUAACUAUGACAUGACAUGACAUGUCAUGAGCUUUAAUGAAUGCUUAUAACAGAUGCCAUUUAGUGUUAUCAGGCAAAUUAUCUCACUUUUGAAUGGAUGUAAAAGAUCCAAACUGGACAUAAAUUGGAUUUAGUAACAUAAUUUGCCGGAUGACACUUAAUGACAUCUGUCAUAAGCAUUCAGUAAUGCCCAUGAUAGUGUCAUGUCAUAAAUAUGACCGUCUUAUGAUAGUCUUAUGACGCGAUUGUCAAAUAAAGUGUUACAAAAUACCAUAACAAGGAAUUAAUGAAACUACUAGAACUGUAACUGAAUAAAUAAUUAGCACAGAACAUGAGUUAUGAUUGUUAUUUACAUCUGUAACGCUGCGAUGCAUACUUAGAGGCAUGUGUUGCCUAUUGACCAAAAUAAAUUAACAAAUAAGCCGCACUGGACUAUAAGCCGCAGGAUUCAAAAUAAAGGAAAAAAGUAGCGGCUUAUAGUCCGAAAAUUAUGGUAACCGAGAAAUCAGGGAACCUAAAAGAUGUUAUGAAAAUUAGAUUAUUUUGGGUUCACUCAUUAAUCACAUUCAGCCACAAAUGUUGAGAUAAUGCAUUGGAACAGGACAAUGGAGUCAAGAAAAAGAAAUUCACAAUACACAUACACAGUGGUAUGAAAAAGUAUCUGAACCUUUUGGAUCUUCUCACAUUUCUGCAUAAAAUCACCACCAAAUGUGAUCUGAUCUUUGUCAAACUCACACAGAUGUAAAAACUGUCUGCUUUAACUAAAAUCACCCAAACAUUUAUAGGUUUUCAUAUUUUAGUGAGGAUAGCAUAUUCAAUGUCAGAAGUGGGAAAAAUAAGUAAGUGAACCCUCUGCCUAAGGAGACUUAAAGAGCAAUUGAAACCAAUCUUUACUAAAUAAUUUAAGUCAGGUGUGUGCCCAAUCACUGAUAAGUGGUUUAAAGCUGCCCUGCCCACUAUAAAACACACACCUGGUAAGAAUUGUCUUGAUGAGAAACAUUGUCUGAUGUGCAUCAUGAGAUCAAGGAUUAUUGAUUUGUAUAAAGCUGGGAAAGGAUACAAAACCAUCUCUAAAAGUCUGGAUGGUCAUCAAUUGACAGUCAGAGAAGUUGUCUACAAAAGGAGAGAGUUUGGCACUGUUGCUUCUCUCCCAAGGAGUGGCCGUCCACCAAAGACGAGGCCAAGAGUUCAGCGCAGAGUUCUCAGAGACGUAAAAAAGAACCCCAGAGUGUCUGCUAAAGACUUACGGAAAUCACUGGCACAGUGCAAUAUCUCAGUGCACACAUCAACUAUAUGUAAAACUAUGGCCAAGAAUGGUGUUCAUGGGAGGAUGUUACGGAGGAAGCCAAUGUUGUCUAAAAAAAACCCAUUGCUGCUCAUUUAAUGUUCGCAAAAAGGCACUUGGAGACUCCACAGAAGUUUUGGCAAAAUAUUUUGUGGACUGAUGAAACCAAAGUUGAAUUAUUUAGGAGUAACACACAACGUCAUGAGUGGAGUAAAAAUGGAACAGCUCAGCAACAUCAACACCUCGUCCCCAGCAUGAAGCAUGGUGGAGGGAGCAUCAUGAUUUGGGGCUGUUUUGCUACUUCAGGGCUUGGACAACUUGCAAUCAUUAAUGGAAGAAUGAAUUCAAAAGUUUAUCAGGGUUUUUUGCAGGAAAACCUGAGGCAGUCUCUCGAACAGUUAAAGCUAAAAAGAGGAUGUAUGCUGUAACAAGACAAUGAUCCAAAACACAGAAGUAAAUCAACUUUAGAAUGGUUUCAAAAGAAAAAAAUACACGUUCUGGAGUGGCCAAGUCAAAGUCCAGACUUGAACCCCAUUGAAAUGUUGUGGCAUGACCUAAAGACAGUGAUUAAUGCCAGACUUCCCAGGAAUCUGACUGAACUACAGCAGUUUUAUAGAGAUGAAUGGGCCAAGAUUAUUCCUGAUCAAUGUGCCAGACUGAUCUGCAGCUACAAAAAGUGUCUGGUUGAAGUUAUUGCUGCCAAAGGGUGGGCCACAAAAUAUUAAAUGUGAUGGUUCACUUACUUAUUUGUCCCCCUUCAGUCAUUGUUUGCAUACUAUCCUCAUUAAAAUAUGAAAACCUAUAAAUG